UGGUUGGUUUUCCAUUGUAGCUGUUGCGCACAUUGGCUUGUCUGGAGACUACUCCGGGUCUAGUGUACACGCUAUGCUCACAGCAGCUGAAGUGCGAACACUGUACGAAAACGAGAUCUUAAUGCGCCUCUUCCGCGGCCGGAAUGUCCAAAUCGACUAUUUCCAAUACACCCUCAUAAGCUCAAGCGUUGUAGAUAUAAAAUGUGACAUCACUGCUCCAGCUGAUUUUAUUUCAGAAAUCUCUGGUAACAGCUCAGCCGUCAACCUUCAUGGAAACUUCACAGCUGCUCUCGAGACGACCAUCGUGGGUUCACUAAACCUUGUGCCCGGAUCCUUGCAAGUGUUUGCUUAUGACGUAUGCAGCCCUGAAACAAUUGACGGCGGGUUGCGAGGGCUGUUCGACUGGUCGGAGACAUUCCUGAAUGCCACGGAGACGCUGCCCUGUCCUGUUUCACUGGACGACGGCGUCGUUCGGUUUGCAACCCGCCGCUGCGCUAUCGUUCCUAGAAUGCACAACAGCAUGUUGGAUAUGGCCGAGUGGGAAACUACUGACAUAACAUCAUGUCCUACUCCAAACACGGCCAAACUACAACAGCUAGCCAAGGUGGACUUCAAUACAACUGCACCCGAUUUGGUUCUUAAUAGCUCACUAGAAGUGGCUAGGCUGACGAAUGACAGCGCAGAACUAACGAAUGAUGACAUCGACUUUGCUUCAACGGCAAUCUUCAACCUGGUGACAGCUGUGAGCAACGAUGAAAUUUUUAACCAGUCGGUUGGACAGGAGGUGGCUCAAGCUACACUAAAAUCAGUAGAUAACAUCCUGAAUGUGAAGAGCAACACAACAGUGGUUUCAUCAUCGCCAGCCAAGAGGAUAGCGAAGUCAUUGGAGCGUCUAGUCACAACACUGACUGUAGAUGUCGACCAGCCGUUCCAGAAGCAGGAAAAGAACCUCGGCUUUGCAGUCAGCUGUCCAGAGGAGAACGCCACGACCCAAGCAUUUCGCUCCAUAUCACCACUGGGUGAUGGGACAUUCUAUGUAGGAAAGGCGAAUACGUCCGCUGCAGUGGCUCAGGAAGGAGUUGCAUUUGAUAUCGCAGGCAGUACUAUCACCGCAGCAACAGAACGCCUUGGACUUUCCAACAGCUCGGUGUGUGCAGUUGCUCCUACUCGCUACAUCCUCUACAAGACACACACGCUUUUCAAGGACACCAAUCUCAGUGCAAACACUUCACUCGUCAGCGAAAUCAUCUCAGCUCAAGCAGGGGAUACAGCGCUCAGCAACCUCCAGGAUCCUGCGCUGAUGUCAUUCAACUUCUUGGAAUCACUCUAUCAGGGCACUAGCUACGUGUUAUCGUGUGUAUUCUGGGAUUUUGAUAAAGAUGAUGGAAAUGGUGGCUGGAGCAAUCAAGGGUGCACAUCAGUAUUCCAGAAUGGGACGAGUGCGAAUCGCACCGUGUGCAGCUGUGACCACCUCACCAACUUUGCUGUGCUGUUUACACGGACGGCAAAGAUACAACAAGGCAUUCCCGAUGUGUCUUUGAAGUACGUGUCAAUCAUUGGCUGCGGUCUCUCUAUGCUGGGACUUCUUGGCACAAUGACCAUCGUAGCUAUGCUCCCGAAACUUCGCAAGAACAUACACCAUCGUAUGAUGUUUGGCCUGAGCGCUGUCCUGCUGAUUUUCCUCGCUGUUUUCACCAUCGUCCUGUACCACGAGAACCUGGAGAAAACCGCUGAGGCCUGCAAAUCGUUAGCGGUUCUGCUGCACUAUCUAUUGAUAUGUGCGUUCAUGUGGAUGUCAGUUGACGCGACCUUUCUCUACAAACAGAUCGUGAUCGUGUUUGAUGAUACCGGGGACCGCCAGAAGCGCAUCCUUUUCGCAUCCAUCUUCGUGAUUCCGCUGGUAAUCGUGGGCAUAUCAGCAGGGGCGACAACGGCAGAUGCGUACGGCACUGGAAAUGUGUGCUGGAUCACCAGUGACUCGGUAUUCUACGGUGGACUUGUCGCACCUAUGGGCUUGUCCAUUCUUUACAACCUAGCGGUUCUAAUCGCGGUGGUAAACGCUCUCAGAAAGCAAAGAAAGCGAUUUUCGGGAGGCAGCCACGGCGGCGCGAAGGAGCGGAAGCCAAUGCUUGUGGUCAUUGUAUCCUUGUCGGUGCUACAGGGAGUCACGUGGGUCUUCGGUUUCCUCGUCUUGGCUCACGAUCAUUUAGUCUUGCAGUACGUUUUCACAGUUCUGAACUCCUUGCAGGGAUUCUUCAUCUUCAUACACACGGUUAGGGGUCACGAAGCCAAGAAAGGCCUGAAGGAUACAUUGUCAUUUGGCAACAUGAGCCUCCCAUCCAUGUCUAGUGGAUCAUGGGUCCCGAGAAGCAGAGGAAUCGGGAAAUCAAGACCUCCAUCAGACAUCAGCCUGCCCGAAAAACUCAAUACAGGCAAAGAAGCUCAACUCAAACCAGUGCUCCAACGAGACAACACCUAUGCCCAGUUGAAGUCGAAGCGGCAGUUCCUACGCGAAACUGAACAGGUUUCUACGUCAUUCCUUGGAACACGUGGAUAUUCAGGUGCAGACGACGAACUUGAAAACAUUGACCUUGACAUGCUCGAGCCUGCUUCAGACAAAAGCAUCCUUAUCGCUCAUGAAUCUCUACCUGCAACUAGCUUUGUGCCAAUGGAGGAUGUGAGUGGUAACGAGGGAGAGCCAGGCACAGUGGACAAUAACGGGUGCGCACAGGAUGAGGAACAGGAGACGGAAUUCCAGUCCAUGUCCGCAGUGGAGUUAGAGGUUCAACUGAUGGGGGAUAUUGAAGAUCAUACUGAGCCAACUGAGGAGGAGUCUCAUGCAGAUGCUGAGCGUGUAGCGUUCCUGUUUGAUGAACCCAUGACACGUGCACAGGUAGAACUCAGCGACUACCUUGAACGGUUUAUCCAGGAUUCACUGGAAUACUAAAGGGAAUGUACAUAUUUGUCGUUAUUUCUCCCAAUAGUACGUUUGUUGACCUAGGUGUCCAACGUUUACGAUGUGUUUGAAGAGUCGCAGCUUUUUUUGAAAUCAGGGAUACGGAUAAAAUAACACCCCACCAUCAUAAUAAAAACGAUGGGGUUAGUAAUUGCACCGUAAUAUUAAUUUUUUUAUUUGAUUCGAAAGCUGUAGCUUCUAGUCAUCACGAUCUUUCUCCGAGUUUCUUUUGUUAACCUUAGUUCAAAACCGUGUACGCCCUGUACUCUGCUACUUGUUGCUAUAUACGUCCUGUAUGUAACUGGAAACAGUUCCCCCCUCCCCCCUGUUGGUCACGUUGUUCAUAUGCGGAAUAAUCUCAAACAACAGUGCUGGCAACUCAAAUCCGACCCCUCAGCUUUGCGCUCACAUCGCAAAGACCCAACACGGGAUAGUAAAACUAUGAAAUAGAGACCGCUAGAAUGUGUACGCAUCGGAUUUCAGUUGCCAGCACUGUAUAAUUAUAACUCUUCUCACCUGUUUCUUUUAGCUAGAAUAUCGUUCUUUCCUACUACAUUUUCGAUACGCAAUUGUGCUGAACGCAUGAUAGUAGUACUUCAGUGCUCUCGGCUGCUAUGUAUGGCAUAGUGUUGUUACCUUCUCGCGUUAUACUUUUCCCUUUGAAGUAAUUUUAAAGUAAUCUUGUUUGUGUUGCUACUUUU
Messenger RNA from Sycon ciliatum, 3657 nucleotides. Its product is annotated as adhesion G protein-coupled receptor E5-like. Lineage: Eukaryota; Metazoa; Porifera; Calcarea; Leucosolenida; Sycettidae. Gene Ontology annotation, molecular function: G protein-coupled receptor activity. Gene Ontology annotation, biological process: adenylate cyclase-activating G protein-coupled receptor signaling pathway; cell surface receptor signaling pathway. The record is from RefSeq and is a predicted model, not a curated record. Gene Ontology annotation, cellular component: plasma membrane. The transcript is spliced from 14 exons. Bases 74 to 2947 code for a protein of 957 amino acids.